GGCUCGGUCGUCGGUCGACGGUCGCUCGAAAAAGUUCGCGACAAGUUGGCGGCGAGAAGAUAGGGCCAGGCCGAUUCGCCAAGCAUCAUGUCUCGCCUUGUGGGCCUCUUCAGGCGCCCCAACGCCGUCGCAGAGUCGCCAUCGAUGACAAGAUCCGAGUCUCAGACGAGCGUUGCGCCUACCACGCUUCAUCUCUCUCGUCAAGUGUCGUCGCUAGCCAGUCUGCUGUACGAGAUCGGCUCCAGCUUUGUGUAUGACAACGUACAGCGAAUUUUGGCAGCUCAAGCUCGUCCGGAUGUCGUCCCUUCACGCUCAGUCAUCGUCGUCACAGGCUCGGGCCGCGGCCUACCUCGAGAGCUCGCACUUCGAUUUGCCGCACUCGGUUUCACAGUCUUUGUCCAGGCACAGUCAGCGAGCCAACUGCCCAGUCUCAUACACAGAUGGCAAGAUCUCAAGUCACGCCUCUCGCGCAAGUCUCGAUCUGCUCAAAAGGCGGGCCAGGAGGACGAGAUGACGGGCGAUGAGACUGUACUCGACGAAGAGACGGACGAUCUCGACGACAUUGCCUUUUCGCUCGAUCACCCCCUACCACCUACGACCGCUCACAGAACAUCUGGCAAAGAUUCGCCUCAGCACCAUUCGGGUACUCUGAUCCCGCUCGUCUUCUCCUCGAGAGACCAGGCGGCGAGAAGCAACGCAUAUAAAACCAUUCGCGCUUACUGUCAAGAGAACGACCUCGUCUUUGUCUCCCUCAUCAACUGUGUCGAGGCCCUCGGCCAGCGUUCUCCGGCCAGUGUGCCUCUCGCGACCAAGAUGAGCAGCAAGCACGAUGAAGGCAGCAUGAGCUCAGGCAACGAAUCCAGCGCCAUCAAGCCCCGCAGAGCUUCUGGCAGUCUCAAAGAGAAACCGCAGAGUGAUGCCUUCUAUGGCGAGGUCCCGAUCCCACUGGCGAUCUCGACCGAAGAGCAUCUCAUCGACAUCAUGACAGAGGUCUAUGUCAGUCUCGUCGGUCUCGUGCAAGACUUCUUGCCUCUCCUUCGACAGGAAAGAGCUCGCGUCGUCAAUGUCUGGUGUAACGGCGGUCUCGGUCGAUCGGGCCUCGUCCCGACGGGCAUCCUCGCACCUGCAGAAGCUGCCUUUCGAUCCGCAACGCGCAGUCUCAGCCUGGAACUCCGCCCCUUUGGUGUAUCGGUCUCUGUCGUCUUGCCCGGUGCGACCGAUAUCGCUCCUCGAUCUCGCAUCGAUGUCAAGGGACCCGAAUACAUCAUGCCCACCGUCUCUGUGACCAACGAUCACCGCAGUAUCUUGACCCCUCAAUCUAAUCCUUCCAUCCGUGCAGUCUUUGAUGGACAGGUCAAAGUCUUCCAGGCCGCACUCGAGCUGUCUAGCUACUGGCGAGUAGACGAUGCGCUCGUCUUUCGCAUCGUCCGUCGUGCCGUCGAGUCUCGCUAUCCCAAGUCAAUAUACCCCGUCGGCAUAGACAGUCUCAUCGCUCAUGUGGCAACGCUCGUCGUUCCGACCAAUCUGGCGCAAUUACUCGAAGAGAGGAUGUACUCGAUCGCGCGCUACUACUCACUCGCAUCCCGUUGAACGUCCAUACGGUUUUCUUCACUUGUUGACUUUGUUGAUACAAUGUACAAGCAUGGACAGAACACACACAAUCCUCAUUUGCGCUGUUUCUUCUGUGCCGAAGACUGUCUCGGCCGUUUCAGCCUGUCCUUACGCUUUGGCGUCGGUUUCUUGGGGACAUAGGCUUUCUGGGACGGCCCAGGAACUGCGAUCGAUACUUUCUUGGGC
Mixia osmundae IAM 14324 is the source of this 1797-nucleotide messenger RNA. RefSeq lists its product as uncharacterized. The record is from RefSeq and is a predicted model, not a curated record. The coding region runs from base 88 to 1590 and encodes 500 amino acids. Lineage: Eukaryota; Fungi; Basidiomycota; Mixiomycetes; Mixiales; Mixiaceae. The transcript has 5 exons.